Messenger RNA from Symphalangus syndactylus (siamang), 8816 nucleotides. RefSeq names its product U2AF homology motif kinase 1 (gene UHMK1). Gene Ontology annotation, cellular component: neuronal ribonucleoprotein granule; nucleus. Gene Ontology annotation, biological process: positive regulation of translational initiation; regulation of protein export from nucleus; peptidyl-serine phosphorylation. NCBI's taxonomy places the organism in Eukaryota, Metazoa, Chordata, Mammalia, Primates, Hylobatidae. Gene Ontology annotation, molecular function: ATP binding; ribonucleoprotein complex binding; RNA binding. The record is from RefSeq and is a predicted model, not a curated record.
AGGCUCUUCCUCCAUUUCCGGCUUCUGGGACUCGGGUGCUCCACGGCUUCCGGUGUCAUGGCUGCUUGAAGUCCCGGGAGUCGGUGAGGCGGCUGCAGGUCACUCCCUGCGGAGCCGCUGGUCCGGCUGGCGGGGAUGUGACCCCGGGCCCGGCCGGCCUGCCUCAGGCGUCGCGUCAGCUCCCGUGUCCGUGCCCUUAACCCACACCGAUGGCGGGAUCCGGCUGCGCCUGGGGCGCAGAGCCGCCGCGUUUUCUGGAGGCCUUCGGACGGCUGUGGCAGGUACAGAGCCGUCUGGGUAGCGGCUCCUCCGCCUCGGUGUAUCGGGUUCGCUGCUGCGGCAACCCUGGCUCGCCCCCCGGCGCCCUCAAGCAGUUCUUGCCGCCAGGAACCACCGGGGCUGCGGCCUCUGCCGCCGAGUAUGGUUUCCGCAAAGAGAGGGCGGCGCUGGAACAAUUGCAGGGUCACAGAAACAUCGUGACUUUGUAUGGAGUGUUUACAAUCCACUUUUCUCCAAAUGUGCCAUCACGCUGUCUGUUGCUUGAACUCCUGGAUGUCAGUGUUUCGGAAUUGCUCUUAUAUUCCAGUCACCAGGGUUGUUCCAUGUGGAUGAUACAGCAUUGUGCCCGAGAUGUUUUGGAGGCCCUUGCUUUUCUUCAUCAUGAGGGCUAUGUCCAUGCAGACCUCAAACCACGUAACAUAUUGUGGAGUGCAGAGAAUGAAUGUUUUAAACUCAUUGACUUUGGACUUAGCUUCAAAGAAGGCAAUCAGGAUGUAAAGUAUAUUCAGACAGACGGGUAUCGGGCUCCAGAAGCAGAACUGCAAAAUUGCUUGGCCCAGGCUGGCCUGCAGAGUGAUACAGAAUGUACCUCAGCUGUUGAUCUGUGGAGCCUAGGAAUCAUUUUACUGGAAAUGUUCUCAGGAAUGAAACUGAAACAUACAGUCAGAUCUCAGGAAUGGAAGGCAAACAGUUCUGCUAUUAUUGAUCACAUAUUUGCCAGUAAAGCAGUGGUGAAUGCCGCAAUUCCAGCCUAUCACCUAAGAGACCUUAUCAAAAGCAUGCUUCAUGAUGAUCCAAGCAGAAGAAUUCCUGCUGAAAUGGCAUUGUGCAGCCCGUUCUUUAGCAUUCCUUUUGCCCCUCAUAUUGAAGAUCUGGUCAUGCUUCCCACUCCAGUGCUAAGACUGCUGAAUGUGCUGGAUGAUGAUUAUCUUGAGAAUGAAGAGGAAUAUGAAGAUGUUGUAGAAGAUGUAAAAGAGGAGUGUCAAAAAUAUGGACCAGUGGUAUCUCUACUUGUUCCAAAGGAAAAUCCUGGCAGAGGACAAGUCUUUGUCGAGUAUGCAAAUGCUGGUGAUUCCAAAGCUGCGCAGAAAUUACUGACUGGAAGGAUGUUUGAUGGGAAGUUUGUUGUGGCUACAUUCUACCCGCUGAGUGCCUACAAGAGGGGAUAUCUGUAUCAAACCUUGCUUUAAUCAGUAACCUAAGGACUGUUUCCUUUUUCUCCUCUUCCAUUUCUUGGGUUAUUCCACAUAUGAAUGCAGGAGUACCCCCUUACCAUUUUAAGAAGGUACUUUGUACAUUUAUUUAAUCCUACUAAUGUGCAGCCAUUGCCCAAGCAGUGACUGCGUUGCAUACGUUUGGCACUGAGUAGGACAAGACCUCUCAGCUAUACAUUGAGGGGUUUUAGAGCAUCCAUGUGGGCAACCCUUUUUUGUGCAGGAGAGCAGGUGUUGCUCUUCAGUAUGUAGCCUAAAAAAAUCUUAAUUAUUUCAUGGAUCGUGAAGCAAGGAUGAAUAAUAUCAUGUCUUGGUAAAUACUAACAAAUUUGUUAGGUUUGGUGACAUCAUUUACAGAUUAUUUCUUUAUGUUGUCCAGUGGUUCUUCCUUGUUGUUGAUAUCCAUAAGCUGGCACUGGAUGCUCUCAGUAAUGUUAAGUAAUUGUCAAGCAGCAGUUGCCUACUGUGUUCUUAACACUGAGUUGUGAAUUUUUUCUUAAAGCAGUACUGUAGUACUGAAUAUUCCUUUAAAGGAACUGCAGUGAGCCUAUCUAAGUUUUUUUAAAUUAAGCCUUUUAAAAUAGAAAGCUGAUGCUUGAUCUUGCACAAUUUUUAUGUCUAGUAUGUAUGCUUGAGUGAGUGUGCGAGUAUGAACGAUUAGAGAAAAUUUGAGUCAGUGUACUUUGUAGUGUGAAUCCUGUGAGCUAAUACAGUCUAUACUCAUUUCUUCCCUACCUGUUUCACAUCCGUAAGAUUUAGGAUAUACAUUUUUUGAGAGAUAGUCUGUCUGAUACAAUGUAAAUGACAAAACAUAAUUCCUGAGAGGCCCAGAACAAACUGGAGUCUAGCCUGGAGUUAAAUUGAGACUUCUAAAAUGAUUGGAACAAAGACUGAGUUGUGCCAGAUGUAAAUCAACCCCUCUUUUAGUUUACUUUAGACUUUGUAUUAGCUCAUCUUUUUUGUAGUAAAUCUAUAGUUUUAAGGUUUCUCAAGAUGUGGCUCUACCUACUAUGAUGGAAAGUUGAAGUGGGUCAAAAGAAUUAGAUGUACAGUGAAGAGAAAAGAAAAAAAUGGGCGAAGAGAGGGUGGAAAAUAAAAGGAUUCUUUUUUCUUCCUUUCUGUUUCUUGUAUCCCUGCUCCCUUUUUCCUCCCCUUCCCUCAUUCUCUGCCUCUAUCCUUAGCUGAAGACAAACUAGAGGAACAGCAUCCCAGGUAGUUUGGCUUUUGACUGCAAGGUAGUUAAGAAAGGUGUAGAUAUAAUGAGGUAGAAGUAGAAAGGAAGAAAAACUAAAGAAUUCUUAAAAGGAUUCAUAGCAACCUAAUGUGUCCCUGAGUAGAGGAUGCUGCUAUGCGUGAGUUCAUGGACACAAGUUGAUUAGAUGGUUUUUAGAAUUAUAAUUAUGGAUUCUUCUUAUUUCAUGGUAGGUUGUCUUUAAAGAUAUAAAAAUUAGGAUGCCUUUAUGAAGCACUGAUUAUACCAAAAAAAAAAAAAGUUAUAUACAGGUUAUUAAUUUUUUUAUUUAUUUAUUUUUUCCUAAGGAAAAAGCUAUCUUUCCCUGCUGGAAGCCUCCUCAUAUUUGCCAUGCAGGUUGCUGAGAGUCCAAUUAGAAUUUGCAUUUUACAGAAUGAAAUACUUUACCCCAUUCAAACAAUUACUGUUUGACAUUUUAGUUAUUUAUAAUUGUCAAAUUCAGGACUCUCCUUUAAUGUUUAUUAUGAAACCAAAUUUGGCAUAAGGAGGCUGAUUUAUGAAUUACCAAAGGGUCUUGUGGCAUGUUCCCCAAUACAUGCCCUUAGAAGGAAGAACUAUUAUUUUUUAUUUUGGCCCUUUAAGGAGUUGAUUAUAAAUUGGUUUGUUUUCAAGUCAGAAUUCAAGUGGGCAGAACCAGUAUUGUGAAGACCUAAACUUUCCUAAAUGUUCAUAUGGGUAGCAGAUUUUGUGGUGAUUAGAAACAUCAGGUCCUUAAAUACGAUGAACAUGGGAUACAAAGGAAUUCUUUAUAAGGGCAAGUAUCCUAAGUUAGCACGUUUACUUUUCUCUCCCCUCCGCCCCCAAAAGAAAAAUCCUUACAAAUAAACUGCAGUUAGGCUUCUAAGCCUAGUCCUGCAGUAUGCUGCUAACAUCUUGAUGCCAAUCUUCACAGCAUUCUUUGAUUGUCAUCUUAUUGCUGAUACAUUCAUACAUAUAUUUAGUGCUUGACACUGUAGAAUUUUGUUACAGAAGGUGGUAACUAGAUUUUAAGGGAGCUGAGGGAAUAAUUGAUGAGCCUUGAAUUAACCAUGCAUUUAAUUAGAUGGUUUUUGUUUUUUUUUUUUUUUUUGAGAUGGUGUCUUGCUCUGUUGCCCAGGCUGGAGUGCAGUGGCUCAAUCUCGGCUCACUGCAACCUCUGCCUCCCAGGUUUGAGCGAUUCUCCUGUCUCAGCCUCCCCAGUAGCUGGGAUUAUAGGCGCUUGCCACCACACACGGCUAGAUGUUUUAUAUUAAAGCCAGAGAAUUGAAAAUUGAAAAAGAAAUGCCUCCUGUGAUUUAAAUUAUUUUAUAGCUCUUAGCCCGUUCUACCAAAGAUCACAUUAGCAGAUUACACCUCCCGCCUGUGAUAUUAUCUUUAUUAAACCUGAACCAAAUAUUAUCAAAAGAUACAAGUUUCAUGAUUAGGAUGAAAUAUAUACAUAGGGACUUUGAUUUCUUGAAGUUACUGAAAAACCUAGAAAUUUUCUUUUUGAGAGAAAGGGUAAAGAGGUGAGGGUUCAUGUCACUUAACCCCUACCCUUUUGGGCAAAUUUUGUCUCAGGUAGUGUUUCAUUCCCUAAAUUAAUACCUGUGCUUCCUUGCCUCUCACCUUCCCAGUUACUUCUUUGGGGUAUUACUGUGGCACACUGUACACCCAGAAAAGGCACAUACAGUGAUUAUUUUGUAGGAAAUAUUUGAUUCUUUUGAAAUAUAUUUGGAGGAGGUAGCUAGCUAGCUACUGUCAAAACUAAUGCUGUAUUUACAGGACAAAAACAAGUAGAGUUGGACGCCUCAGUAAGAGACAGCAUUAACUAAAAGUACUGACUGCCUUUUAAAGGAAUUUUUAAAACUAUCCUCUUGCAGUAAGAGAUCUGCAUUUAUUACCACUGGAUGUCUUCCUUUUUUGUGGCCACCAAUAUAGCAGCUCUCUUUAGAGGGAUUCCCUUUCUGCUAUGCCUUGAGCCAAACUGGCUGCUUUUAGAACAAAAACCAUAAGUAUGGUUUUACUCGAACUUCUCUUUGUUUUUAUUGAGAGAAAUAUUGCCUUCUUUUUGGUACUCCAGCUGCUAAAGAGUGCUGAGAUAUGUUAAAUUAUUCUUUAAAAGAAAAUUUCCGAAUACUUAUUUAACUUGUCUUCUAGAUUCAUGUUGCUUAUAUUUUAACUAUUGAGCAAGUUUAUUAUAAGGAAUGCUACCAUAUAGAGAAAGCUGAAGAGAAACCGUGGGCAGAAGGCUUUUUUCUGUCUUAUUACACUGGACCUUCACUCUGGUAAGGGCAUCAGUUACUUUUCUGGAAUAAAAGGCAGAGAUAGAGCACUUAUCAGAUGCUGUUUCUUUUUUUUUUUUUGAGACGGAGUCUCGCUGUCACCCAGACUGGAGUGCAGUGGCGCGAUCUCGGCUCACUGCAGGCUCCGCCCCCGGGGUUCAUGCCAUUCUCCUGCCUCAGCCUCCUAAGUAGCUGGGACUACAGGUGCCCGCCACCUCGCCCAGCUAAUUUUUUGUAUUUUUAGUAGAGAUGGGGUUUCACUGUGUUUAGCCAGGAUGGUCUCGAUCUUCUGACCUCGUGAUCCGCCCGCCUCGGCCUUCCAAAGUGCUGGGAUUACAGGCGUGAGCCACCGCGCCCGGCCCAGAUGCUGUUUCAUGGCUUGUUUUAGUUAAUUCAUCAUGCAGAUAACUAACAUUUGGGUAUCUUUUUGUUUUAGGUCUUAUUUUCUGACUGUUAGGCCUAUCUUACACAUAAUUUCUACUAUCAGUAUACUUGGCAGCAUGACUUUUUUUUUACAGUUAAUUUAAUGAAAAUUAGCACCAUUGUAAAUGAUAGUAAUUGUAACAACAUAGUUACUGUGUGAAGGAGUAGGGGAGACACUCAGUAACCAUAUAUUUACCUAGACACUUAUGCAAGGGUACAUGCUAGAUGACUUUAUUCAGAUUCGGGUACAGAUGGAAUCACAUCAUGACUUUGAGUCUGAUGGAUGUGUAGAUAAAGAUUUAAGCAAGUGCCUUGUGUUUCCUGGAAAAUAUUAAAAUUCAUUUGGGUGAAAGCUUCCCAGAUGAUGAUAAUUAAUAGCACUUCUGCCUUUUUCCUGGAGUAACAUUUAGAUUGAGUCACAUACGAUAGUAUAAAAGUCCAAAAUUUUCUUGGUUUACCUUUGUUUUAUUUUUCAUAUAUAUAUUCGCUAUCUGCCUGGAAAUAGCCUUGGUUUAACUUAUUUUUUUGUAUGUGUAGAUCUAUUCUUGUUUGAUUUUAUUCCAAUAUUAUAUAUGAUGGAAAAGCCAGAAUUGUCUGGCAGAAUUUAAUUCUUCCUUGGAUCUGUUUUUAAUAUCAGGUUCCUUCGUCAAAUUUUAUUACUGUAGCUCUCUGAUAUAAUUUCAUUUCUUGUCAAUUAUGGUCACAUAUAGACAAGUACUUGGUCACAAUUAGCUCAAAAGAAUCCCCAUUUCUUAAGGUGCUCAGUCAAUCACCUUUAUUUUGAGAUGGUAGUUUUUCAAGUUAGUAUUACUUACUAGCUUUCUUGAUGAAUAUAAAAAUGUUGUCUCCGUCAUAUGGAGCUGAGCCUCUUGUGGUAUAUUAAGAUAAGUCCCAUUCUUAAUCACAGAAGAACAUGGAUAUUUUAGUUUUUGGAGUACCUGGAAUUGUAAAGAUUUUGUUUCAUUUUGUUUUAGGAUAGCUUCUCUGCCUGAUACUAUAGGAUAUGUCAUGUUUGUUAUUGUAGCCACCUCCCUCAGAUGUUUUUCACCAUUUUUAAAUUAUAUAAUGACCAGUAGAUUCACAGUGGCAUGUACUUGACAAGUGCCGUGGAUAUUUAAGAAGAAGGUAAAUAAUUUUAAUAUCUUUGCUGUAAUUUUAUAGGAGCAGUGGACUGUAAGAUAAAUAUCUAUAAAUCAGAGAGUAUUUAGGAAACUUUGUAUUUUAUAGGUGGUCAUUAAAGUGAUCUUCAGGAUAUAAGAUAGUUUACACAAACUUUAUUCUCCUGAUAGGAAAUUUUUAUUCAUUUUCCUACCACUCAGCACUUUUGUUCUGCCUUGUACUGCUUAUGAGGAUUAAUGUUUUAAAUUUGCUUUAUUUUUGCUUUUCAGAGGGUUGUCAUAAUUGUGGCAGUUGUGUUUGUGGCACUGUAAAUGCUGGAAUUCAUGGGAAACUUAUCAAAUGACUGCUUGAGUGUUAUUUCCCAUUAAACUGGGUAGCUGUCACAAUAACCAGAAGAAAUCUUGUGACUCUUUUGUAUGUUUUGUUACCUAGGUUCAUAGUAUUUUAAUUUAAAGGCAAAGAGAAGCAUUCUAUCUUAUUUGUCUUAUAAACCAUUAAUCUUUUUUUGUGCAGAAGAGAGCUUAUUUUCUUAUACUGCUUUGUAUAAUGGAAAUAAGUCACAUUCUGGGGGAAAAAAACUGGAAUUGUUCGUAUUUUGUUUUUUUUUGGGGGGGGGAAUCUUUAUGUGAAAAAUCAGAGCUACUUGUUACCAUAAGCCCUUACUAUCAACAAGAUAAUUAUUUGUAAUCACUUUUUUAUCCCAGGUUGGAAUUGCAUUCCCCUUCUAAGUUAUCUUCCCUUAAUAAUAUUUAUGAUACCAUGACAGUGAGGGUAUAAGAGCAAAUGUAGUGAGGUAUUCAAAAAUCCUGCAUAUAUGGACUCAAAAGUUCUUUAGUUAUUUGAACUAUAUAUAGCUAUAUUAUUUUAGUAGCUUGGGUUGUCAGAAGAUUGCCAGUUUUAAGAGUAAAGAGGAGAGAGAUAAGUAAUAAAAAUAGAGGAGGGGAAGAAAAUGGCUCCCUUACUGGUCUUAGUAAUCUUCUAUAUAGUUAAUGAGCUAAAAAAUGAUACUUAAAGUUCCAGGUUUGGUACCGCUAGCAUAGAAACAUUGCCUUUCCUACACAUUCCUCAUCAUUGUUUCCUCAGAAAAUUAUUUUAAGAGUUUGUGAAACCAGAUUAAAUAUCUAUAUUCAGUGUGGCCUAAUUUUUAAAAAUAAGUAUUUAUACUCCAGCUUUUGUGUAUUUGGUGUACAUCACCACUUAUGCAAAUCAAGGAUCAGAAAACUGGAGGUUAACCAUCUCCAUUAUUUCCUUUUGCACAUUGGGUACAGUGGGUGGCAUUAGUAUGCACUAGCUGCAAAGUUACAGCACCUUAUGGAAAUAAGUAUGUUUAUUAUAAUAAAAAAAGUUAAGCUGCAUCUCUGUAGAUUAUUUACUUUGCAGACUGUAAAGCUGUCAUAUCUUUUCCAGCAGAAUUUACUCUUCCAUUCUUAAUUCUUUUUUGAAAUAUCUUAAAUAAUUUAACAUUCCUUUAUAACCUCUUAACAGUGUCAAAACUGGGGUAGAAGGGAUUUUAUUUUUUCCCAAAAGGGCUCCAUCUCUUUGCUAUCUGUUGAUCAGUCUUAGAAAAUCUAAUUAUGAUCAAUAAAUUUUAGCAGUUGAUGGCAUCCUGUGUCAGCUGGAGUAGUUGGUUGUGAAUAUUAAAACCUACUACUGUUUUCCCUCAGUAACAUGUAAUUGCUACAUUUUUUAUAAGAAGGUAUGAUUAGAAAAAAAUGUGAAAGAUCACUUAAACCAAAGCCAGUUACAAGGAGUAAUGUCUCCUGUUGGUUUACCUUCACCUCAGAACUACAAGAAUAUUACAAUACAUAGUGAAUAGUUGUCUGUAACAUUUCUACCAGUUGUUUCAGUAGCAUAUUGGUCUUGGCAUUUCUUGGCACUGUGGUUCUGCUGUAUUAUUUGUGAUGUCUCAUUGUUUGUGAGCUUUUGUUUUUUUUUUUUAAAGAAAAAACAAAAAACAAAAACUAAGUGGGACUAUAUAUGUAGACGUGUCAGUACCAAAAAGUUAUUUUCUCAAAUCCCUAAAUUUCUGAUUUCCAUUCAAGUCUUUUAAACUCUUUCCUGCUGUAUAGCAAAGAACUUUUAUUUUCCACUUUCCUAUAUUCCUAAAAAGUGUGAACAAUGCGUUUCAGUUGACUGUAUUGCAUACUUUUUUGCUGAAGACUUUUUCUGUAAACACAAUUGCCUUGUUCAGUUUUGUUGUAAACUGACUUACCAUAAGAUGCACUGUUGAUAAUGCUUUCUGAUGUGUGUUUGAUAAGAGUGAUAAAAUAAAAGCUUAAAAAUAAA